ACAACUUGAAGCAACUUGUUGGAGUCCCAAUUAAUAAGUGCGGAACUCACUACCGAUUUCAUAUAUAUGCAGCAUUUCCGAUCCCUUCCUUGCUCAUGGCAAAUCUCAUAUACUACUCAUUGCUCAUCAUUCUUCCUUUCCUACUCCUGAUUAAUUUCUACAAAGCUAUGUUCAGCUCCCGCAAGCAAGCCGGACGGCUUCCACCGUGCCCAUGGCAGCUCCCUAUCAUGGGUAGUAUACACCAUUUGAUCGGUGAUCUCCCACACCGCUCCUUACAUGAUCUAUCACGACGGUAUGGGCCUGUCAUGUUACUCAAGUUUGGACAGGUACCAUUCAUUAUUGUUUCUUCCCCGGAGGCUGCCAAGGAUAUCAUGAAGACUCAUGACAGCAUAUUUGCGAUGAGACCGCAAAGCGAGAUAAUGAAGAUCAUUACAAAGAGAGGACAGGGGCUUGUGUUCGCGCCCUAUGAUGAUCAAUGGAGGCAGCUCCGUAAGAUCUGCAUCCGUGAGCUCUUGUGUGCCAAGCGUGUCCAGUCCUUCUGCGCCAUCCGGGAAGAGGAGGCUGCACGCCUUGUGAAGUCCAUAUCAAGUGAUCAAGCACAUCUAGUGAACCUCAGUAAGAAGCUUGCCGACUAUGCUACCGACGCAGCUAUUCGCAUCAUCACUGGUACUAGGUUUGAGAAUCAAGAGGUUCGCGACAAAUUCCAGUACUACCAAGAUGAGGGUGUUCAUCUUGCGGCAAGCUUCUGCACAGCCAACCUAUGCCCAUCUCUCCAGCUUGGAAACACUCUGAGCCGAACUGCUCGCAAAGCAGAGAUAUAUCGGGAGGGGAUGUUUGCAUUCAUAGGUGGGAUUAUUGAUGAACACCAGGAGAGGAGAGCACAAGAUAUGUAUCAUAAGGAAGACUUGAUAGAUGUACUCCUAAGGAUCCAGCAGGAAGGCUCUCUUGAGUCCCCAGUUAGCAUGGAAACAAUCAAGUUCUUAAUUUUUGAUAUUUUGGCUGGGGGAAGUGAGACAGUGACAACAGUAUUACAGUGGGCUAUGACAGAACUAAUGAGGAAUCCAACAGUGAUGUCCAAGGCGCAAGACGAAGUUAGGGAGGUUUUCAAGUGGAAAAAGAUGGUAAGUAAUGAUGAUAUAAAUAAACUCACUUACCUGCAGUUUGUUAUUAAGGAGACUGUACGGUUACAUACCCCGGGGCCACUUUUCAUGAGGGAGUGCCAGGAGCAAUGUCAAGUGAUGGGCUAUGACGUGCCAAAGGGUACAAAAUUUCUACUAAAUCUGUGGUCGAUCUCAAGAGAUCCGAAAUAUUGGGAUGAUCCAGAAACAUUCAAACCUGAGAGAUUCGAGAAUGAUGCAAGAGAUUUCAAAGGAAAUGACUUUGAAUUCAUUCCAUUUGGUGCUGGGAGAAGGAUGUGCCCUGGUAUGUUGUUUGGGCUCGCCAAUAUUGAGCUGGCUCUUGCAAACCUUUUAUUUUAUUUUGACUGGAGUCUUCCCGACGGAGUUCUACCCAGUGAAUUGGACAUGACAGAAAACUUUGGAGUUACUGUCCGGAAGAAGGAAGAUCUCUUGUUGCAUGCUUCUCUAUAUGCACAACUUUCUUGCUGAUUAUUUCCAUGGUGAAUAAUUCAAUGGUUGUAAUUUUAAUGAUUUAUUAUUUUGUCAGUAUCCUCAUUGUUUGAGGCUUUGAUGUUGUGGUUUUCUUUAGCAGAAUAUACAUCUGCUGCAUAUAGUAUGUUUAAAAACUAAUAUC
Molecule: messenger RNA, 1752 nt
Organism: Oryza sativa Japonica Group (Japanese rice)
Lineage: Eukaryota; Viridiplantae; Streptophyta; Magnoliopsida; Poales; Poaceae
Product: premnaspirodiene oxygenase
Molecular function (GO): iron ion binding; oxidoreductase activity, acting on paired donors, with incorporation or reduction of molecular oxygen; heme binding
Source: RefSeq, a predicted model, not a curated record